AUGGGACGUGUUAACAACACUAUAGAUAAAUUUGGUCGACAAAGAGUAUAUAAUAAACAUCAGUUCUUACGUUGUACACAGAGAAAUGGGUUCAAGUUAACUUUUGAUGGUCACUAUGAUAUUGAAGGGAAGCGUCUAUCAAAUGUUGCAAAACCGAUAGCAGAUAAUGAUGUUAAUGAUUUAGAAAACCGUAUAAACGAAAGAUUUAAGAGCACAGAUAAAAAAAUGGAUGAUAUUGGAAACAUCUAUAUAAGCAAAGAUCUGGAGAAUGAUAAAAAAAUACGUAAUUUAGAACGAUGGAUGGAAAAUAAUGAGAAAAAGCUAAUAAAUAUCGACACAAGAAAGACAGUUCAUGAUGACAAAUUUCAAAUUUUACGUGGUGCGUCGGGGAUUGGAUUUGUGAAAACACCCAAUGAUCAAUUUAAUAAUGUGGGAAAGCGUUUGAUGAAUGUUGCAAUAUCGGAAACCAGUGAUGAUGCUACUACCCAACAAUAUGUGUUGACGGAGAUCCAUAAAGUGCGCCAAGAGUUAGCACAAACAAUAAACAAAAUAUAUCAGGCUAUUCAUGAAAGUUUGAUAAGCGUUGAUGACCGAAUGGUUACAUUUGAAAAUAAAAUAAAAAGUAAUGAUGCACAGGAAGAAAAUAUUGUGAAGAAAAUAGCUGAUUUGGAAAAGCGAAUGAAACAGGAUAUGAAAAUAUUGUUGGGUGUUGAGAGGAAGGCUGAUAGUAUGAUUGCAGCUAGCAAAGUACGAAUAUGA
Ceutorhynchus assimilis (cabbage seed weevil) is the source of this 759-nucleotide messenger RNA. Lineage: Eukaryota; Metazoa; Arthropoda; Insecta; Coleoptera; Curculionidae. The record is from the annotation of a GenBank genome assembly.